Monodelphis domestica (gray short-tailed opossum) is the source of this 1261-nucleotide messenger RNA. The record is from RefSeq and is a predicted model, not a curated record. Lineage: Eukaryota; Metazoa; Chordata; Mammalia; Didelphimorphia; Didelphidae.
AUGUUGGAGUCCAUCCUCACCCAUGAAGGGAUUGUGUUGGAUGUGGACCUGUUUAUGGGUCUCAGCACUGUUGCAGAGUCAGAUGGCCCAGAUAUUGCCACAAUUGACCAUAUAAGCGAUCAGUUCGCAACGGGGAUAAAUGUUACCUUGAGCUGUGUUGCUGAUUCUAACCCACCAGCACAAUUCACUUGGUUACAGAAUGGAAAAUCUGUCAACAACUCAGCCUCAUUUUCUAUUAUUACAUCCCUGAAUGAUAUCGGAAACUAUACCUGUAUUGCAACUAACUCAUUUACUGGCUUGACGCGCACUGCAAACAAGACUCUUAUGAUCUAUGCGCCACUGUCCAAACCUACCAUUCUCACCUCCAACAAUACUGCAGUGGAGACCAAAGACUUCUCAUUGACCUGCAAUGCUACAGGUCAAAUUCACGCUUACAAGUGGUUCAUAAACGGAGUUGCCCCAGCUGGUCUCAGGAUACAGCUGUCACCAGAUAGGAGGACACUCACUCUCAGCAGGCUCACAAGAAGAGAUAACAAAGGGCCAUAUGAGUGUGAAAUCCGGAAUCCAUUUUAUAGCAAUAGGAGUGAUCCAUUCACACUGGAUGUUGCCUGUGAGUAAAUUUGUUCUUCCUAUAUGGUGCCUGCUUAUAGCUUGGUGGUGUGUUCCUAGAGGCCAGGCUAAUUCCAUCCCUCCUCAGAGAGCUAAAGAGCUAGGCUCUGAGGCUCCCAACCCCUUUCAUCUUUAGGGAGCCCAAAUUGGCCUUGUCAUGUGUUCUGGUGGAGGGUGGCCAUCCAGGGUGCUGAACUGGAGAAAGCCCUAAGAUCUUCCAAGUUCAGAUCCACACUGGAAAAGUAGAAGAUGAGUUGUGAAUUUCCCAGCUCAAAGGAGGAUCAGGGAGACACAGUGGUCCUUGGUGAUGGGUUACAGACUAGGAGAUAUGCCCCCUUAUUUCUGCCAUAAUCUCAAUAUGGAAUCCUUCUCUUUCUUCCAGAUGGCCCAGAUAUCGCCACAAUUGUACAUUCCCCCGAUGAGUACCCUACUGGGGCAAAUAUUACCUUGAGCUGUGUUGCUGAUUCUAACCCUGCAGCACAAUUCACUUGGUUACACAAUGGACAACCAGUCAGCAACUCAGCCACAUUUUCUAUUAUUGCAUCCCUGAGUGAUGCUGGCACUUAUACCUGUACUGCAUCUAACUCAUUCACUGGUUUGACGCGUACUGCAACCAAGAAUAUUAUAAUCUAUGGUGAGUAUCUGGAUUGGG